Messenger RNA from Erigeron canadensis, 897 nucleotides. RefSeq lists its product as uncharacterized. The record is from RefSeq and is a predicted model, not a curated record. Bases 1 to 897 code for a protein of 298 amino acids. Lineage: Eukaryota; Viridiplantae; Streptophyta; Magnoliopsida; Asterales; Asteraceae. The transcript is spliced from 6 exons.
AUGGCUUCCAAAAAUCCCGUAAUGAUAAGCGAACUUGACACAAACCACAACCCGUGUUCCAUAACUGUGAGGAUCAUCAGGUUGUGGAAACAACCUGUGUAUGGCAAUGUGAACAGCAUCGGCCGCAUCGAGAUGAUCUUAAUGGACGCAGUGGGUCAACGAAUUCAAGCUUCUGUCAGGAAAAAUGUGAUACCAACCUUUGAGAAACUUUUAGUCGAAGGUGGAUCGAUAUACAUGAGUAACUUCUUCGUGCAUCAGAAUGUUGGGUCGUACAAGAUUUUGGAUAACCCAUACAAAAUCAAUCUUCACAAAUUGACUGCUGUGAAGGUUAUUGAGAAGUUUUGUGGAUCCAUUCAUGGAUUUAGGUUCAUUUCGUUCCCUGAUAUGACAGAUGGGAAAGUCGAAAACAACACCACAGUUGAUGUGAUUGGUAAAGUUUCUGGAUAUGGUGAUGUGAUCAUUGGUGAUAAAAACGGUUCCCCAAAUCAGAGGAUGGAUGUGCAAUUGCAAGACAUUGAUGGUAACAAGAUGAAGGUAACAUUCUGGGAUUCAUAUGUGGAUGACUUCAAGGCAAAAAUUUUCAAUGACAAGGCUGAUGUUAAUGUGAUGAUUGUACAGUUUGCGAAGUUGCGGGAAUGGAGAGGAAAUUUCUCUGUGUCUCAUGGUUUCAAUGUUGCCCGUAUUUUCAUGAAUAGUAAUAUCGAUGAAAUCAUUGCCUUCAAAAAAAGUUUUGUUGAGAAAAACGGGGAUGAAGUUGCAAAUCAUAAGAUGAUAUCCUUAGCAGAUCCAUCAACUAAAGCAUUCUUCACUAAUACCAAAUGUGUCCAACUGUUCGAGUUAGAUACCAUAUUCUUCACUAAUACCAAAUUUGACAUGUUUUUUUUUUAUCUCCAAUAG